This is a messenger RNA of Cryptomeria japonica (Japanese cedar), 3028 nucleotides long. RefSeq lists its product as uncharacterized. NCBI's taxonomy places the organism in Eukaryota, Viridiplantae, Streptophyta, Pinopsida, Cupressales, Cupressaceae. Gene Ontology annotation, biological process: potassium ion transport. The transcript has 10 exons. The coding region runs from base 9 to 2483 and encodes 824 amino acids. Gene Ontology annotation, cellular component: membrane. The record is from RefSeq and is a predicted model, not a curated record.
UUUUUAUUAUGGCUGGUCUGCUACAUUGGGUCGAGCAAAAAGCCACCCCACUUAAUAUCAAGAGAGAGAACAAUUGUGGCACUCACGGAUGUUUAACAUUUUAUCAUGCCUUCUACUUUAUUAUUGUUACGAUUUCAACUGUGGGAUAUGGUGAUAUUACAAUGAAUUCAGAUUGGGGCCGUGCUGUUUCGUUGCUUACCAUAUUGAUAGCCUUAUUCAUUUUACCUGUACAGAUUAAUAAAAUCAUGGAGCUUGCGUCACGAAGGCCAUAUGGGGGAAAAUUUGUUGUGCAAAAAGUUGUUGGUUCACGAUUUGUUAUAAUCAGUGGAAAUUUAUCAUAUCGAACUGUACAGGAUUUUCUUUCAGAGUUCUAUCAUCCUUCUCAUGAUAAAGAUAUGCAAGCAUUUCCUCUUAGGGUUGUGAUUAUGGCUCCAUAUAAACCCUCAUUUGAGAUGAAGACCCUCCUAGCACAUUAUAAAGGUCACGUAGAAUUUAUUGAGGGCACACCUUUGAAUGAAUUCGACCUUGAUCGUGUUAGUGCUAAGAUGGCUUCAGCUGUAUUCUUAAUGGCAGAUCAACAGGCUGUGAAUGCUGAUGCAGAGGAUGCAGCACAGUUUGUUCGUACAUUGAGUGUACAUCGACACUGUGGCACAGGGGUUCGAGUUAUUGUAGAGAUGUUCAAACCUGGGAAUCAGGACAGUGCCAUUUUAGAUGAUGUAGGAGAUGAAAUUGAGAUUGUGUGUCCAGAAGCCAUUCGUUUUCAGCUGCUUGCUCAAAGCUGCCAUGUCAAAGGGCUGCCAACCUUUUUGACAAAUCUGUUCAAGUCUGGAUUGGGUGUCUCUACUAUUGGAUCUGAACAACACUGGAUGCAGCAAUAUUCAGAUGGUCUUAAGCAGGAAGUGUUUCCAGUGAUAUUGCCUCCUUGCUUUCAUGCAGAAGGGUUUCUUUUCGAAGAGGCUGCAGAGGUGGUUUACAGGAAACUUCAUGUUAUCCUAUUUGGUCUUGACAUUCUGAUGGACGAUUCAAGGGAAGUAGUUCUGUACCCAAAAGGGCACCAGAUUUUGUCUUCUGAUAUUGGCUUAGUUAUUGCUGAAGACCUUUGGGCUGCACAGGAAGUUUCUAAAUUUGGACACCAAGCUACUUUGUUUUGCUGGAAGCAGAUACCCAAGUAUACAUAUUGCAUAGGUUCCAAUAAAAAAGACUCCAUACAAGACAGAAUGCUCUUGGAAGAAAUUAAGAAGCAAAGAUCUUCUAAAAUAACAAUACCUGCAGAUCUGGCAACUUCGGAUUCUUCAAUCAGUUAUAAUGAUGGUAGCAGGAACUUGAGUUCUGUAGGUUCUGGAUUGCCCACAAGGUCGACAUACAGAAGUGAACAUCAGAGCACGAUAGGAAAGAUUAUUUCUGCCAGCCAUGAGGAUAAUCAAUCACUGAGUGAUUCCCUUUUUCACAAAAAUAUUUCUAAUGCAGGUUUACAGAACCUAUUUUCAUUGGAGGAAGCAAUAGAUAUUGCAACAAGUUGGCCACCACAACAGAAGUGGGAGAAACCUGAUCCGUCAGUCCUGGAACGAAGGGUUAAUGCCAUAAUGGAAAACCUGUGUUCCAGAACCAUGUCAGUAGUUGAGCUGAAUGUGCCACAUAUUUUGUUGUGUAUCCUGGAAAAGUGGCCUAUUAACCUUUUCUAUUUCAUUAGCCAUCUUAGAAUGUCAGAUCUACCAAAUCCACCAGUGGUUAUUUUACAUCCCACAGAACCAGUUGCUUCUGAAUGGGGGUGUGUUGGAAUGUUCCAAGAUGUUUAUUUUGUAAAAGGGUCACCAUUGUAUGAGCUAGAUCUGGUUCGAGCAGGUGUCAUGCAAGCAGAAAGAAUAAUUAUAUUGGCAAAACGCAGCUAUGAGGAGGAAAUUAAAGGUGAAAGCAAUCAGUCCUCUAUAACAGAAGCUUUUCUUGAUAUAAAUAACAUUUUGAUAGCUGCAACCAUUGAACGCCUUCUUCGGCCAACAAGGGACCGCAUUAUUGUUGAACUACAGGAGGAAGCUGCAAUUCAUUACUUGAGACCUAAGCUUCGUAUAACUAGCAAAAUGUUUGAAAAUGGCAUUUAUGCUAGGAACCGGGCUUCAGACUACAUGUUUUCACCCCCAUAUAUUGAGGGAAAGGGUUUCAGUCCUGCUGCACUCAAUUUUUUGAUGUAUGCUACAUUUUUUAAUCGUAAUGCAGUUAAUAUAGUAGAGAAGUUCUUAUCAGUCGGAGUAAACGUAGCAGGUAAUCAAGCAUUUGUUGGAAAACUUGACCAGCUUCCAAUCCCAAAAGGGUAUGUGGGGAGAACAUUCAUGGAACUCUUCGUAGAGGUUUUGCAAGAAUAUAUUCUUGUAUUGGGCCUUCACAGGCCAGCAGGGACACACAACUCGAUUGUUUCAUAUGUCUAUACCAAUCCACGACCUGAGGAGAUAUUGGUAGUGGGAGAUUUAAUGUUUGUGAUAAAGCCAUAGAAGGUAACAUAUAGUCCUCCUGCCAUAUUAAAUGGAAGGCAUAUAUAUCGUAUUAUAUAGAGAUUCUCAAGUAGGGUGGGCAACACGGGUAACUUAGACAAGUAAAUUGUAUUGUAUUGUCAAUUUCUAUGUGGGUAUUUAAUGUGUUUUAAUCUUUCUUUCAUCACGUUGGAUCGGCAUUUCUGAAAUAAGUGGUAAUGUAUAGGAACUCCUGUCAAAUGCAUUUGGAGAUAUUAUCAGUACUGUUCAUUCGGUGCUGAAACAUGGUCCUAUUCACAAACUGCUGCCAGAUUUUUAGCGUUGAUUCUUUAGCUGAUGCUACUCAAGCUUAAUCAUCAAUUCCAUUUGUGUUUGUCUGUAAGGCGACAACUUUCUUAUUGGAGCGUAACUACUCAUUAUCCUUGGUCAUUUUGCUUGAGUGCUUAAAACAAAGAGAAAUGAACAAAAAUAAAAAAUGUUUUCACAUGGAUGAAAAUUCUUUGAAAAUUGCGAAGUUUUGUUCGAAAAGUUGAACCUAUUUUCAAUGUAAUGGUUGUACUUAUUUA